Pygocentrus nattereri (red-bellied piranha) is the source of this 4919-nucleotide messenger RNA. It is a transcript of the gene camk2d2, whose product is annotated as calcium/calmodulin-dependent protein kinase (CaM kinase) II delta 2. The record is from RefSeq and is a predicted model, not a curated record. Gene Ontology annotation, molecular function: ATP binding; calmodulin binding; calcium/calmodulin-dependent protein kinase activity. The transcript is spliced from 21 exons. Lineage: Eukaryota; Metazoa; Chordata; Actinopteri; Characiformes; Serrasalmidae. Gene Ontology annotation, cellular component: neuron projection; cytoplasm. Gene Ontology annotation, biological process: protein phosphorylation. Bases 384 to 1943 code for a protein of 519 amino acids.
AAGCGGCGCGAGGCUGUUUGUGCUCGGCAGCGCAGCGAGAGCGGCAGCGCGCGAUGGCACCGUGAGCGCGCGCACCGACGGGGUUGCACGCGAGCGCGCUCUCUCCUCGCGGGUCUUUUGCCAAAAGACACCUGAGCGGUAGCUAUCGGAGCGUGAACCGCAGCGCGCGCGCGCGCGCCUUCCUCCCCCCUCUCUCUCUCUCUCUCUGUCUUUCUCUCUCUCUCUCUCUCUCUCUCUGUCUUUCUCUCUCUCUCUCUCUCUCUUUCUCUCUCUCUCUCUGUCUCUCUUUCUCUUUCUUUCUCUCUCUCUGUGUCUCUGUCUCUCUCUCUCUCUCUUUCUCUCUCUCUAUCUAUCUGCACUGCUCGUGCACGCGCUCCUGCGCCAUGGCGCUCACCAUCUGCACGAGAUUCACGGAUGAGUACCAGCUGUUCGAGGAGCUCGGCAAGGGGGCGUUCUCAGUGGUCCGGCGGUGUGUGAAGAUUUCCUCCGGUCAAGAAUAUGCUGCCAAAAUCAUCAACACCAAGAAGCUCUCUGCCAGAGAUCACCAGAAACUGGAGAGAGAGGCCAGAAUCUGCCGACUCCUCAAACACCCCAAUAUCGUUCGGCUCCAUGACAGCAUUUCGGAGGAGGGCUUCCACUACCUGGUGUUUGAUUUGGUUACAGGAGGAGAGCUGUUUGAAGAUAUAGUAGCGAGAGAGUACUACAGCGAGGCUGAUGCCAGUCACUGUAUUCAGCAGAUUCUGGAGAGUGUUCAUCACUGCCAUGUUAACGGGAUCGUCCACAGAGAUCUGAAGCCAGAGAAUCUGCUGUUAGCAAGUAAGCUGAAGGGGGCAGCAGUGAAGCUGGCUGAUUUCGGUUUGGCCAUAGAGGUUCAGGGGGAGCAGCAGGCCUGGUUCGGCUUUGCUGGAACUCCUGGAUAUUUAUCUCCGGAGGUGCUGCGGAAAGAUCCGUAUGGAAAACCAGUGGAUAUGUGGGCCUGCGGGGUCAUCCUGUACAUCCUGCUGGUGGGGUAUCCUCCAUUCUGGGAUGAAGAUCAGCACCGUCUGUAUCAGCAGAUCAAGGCUGGCGCGUACGACUUUCCAUCUCCAGAGUGGGACACAGUGACUCCUGAAGCCAAAGAUCUGAUUAACAAAAUGUUGACCAUCAACCCGUCGAAACGCAUCACCGCCUCUGAGGCCCUCAAACACCCCUGGAUCUGUCAACGCUCCACUGUGGCGUCAAUGAUGCACAGACAGGAAACAGUGGAGUGUCUGAAGAAAUUUAACGCCAGGAGGAAGUUAAAGGGUGCCAUUCUGACCACUCUACUGGUCACCAGAAACUUUUCAGCGAAGAGUUACCUGAAUAAGAAGGCGGACGGAGUGAAGGUCAACAACAAAACCAACAUAGCCAGCAGCCCCAAAGACACAGGCCCUGCCCCAGCACUGGAACCUCAGACUACAGUCAUUCAUAACCCUGUGGAGAGGAACAAGGAAUCAACAGAGAGCGCCAACACCACAAUAGAGGAGGAGGACGUUAAAGCCUGCCAUGUAAUCAGUAAAGCCAGAAAGCAGGAGAUCAUCAAAGUGACAGAGCAGCUCAUCGAGUCCAUCAACAGCGGAGACUUCGAGGCUUAUUCUAAAAUCUGCGACCCCGGCCUGACGUCCUUCGAGCCUGAAGCUCUGGGUAACCUGGUGGAAGGCCAUGAUUUCCACAGGUUCUACUUUGAGAAUGGCCUGUCUAAGGGUAACAAGCCGGUCCACACCAUCCUGCUGAACCCUCACGUCCACUUGAUUGGUGAAGACGCCGCCUGCAUUGCCUACAUCCGCCUGACGCAGUACAUGGACGGCAGCGGCCGGCCGCGCACCAUGCAGUCCGAGGAGACCCGCGUGUGGCACCGCCGCGACGGCAAAUGGCAGAACAUCCACUUCCACCGCUCUGGCGCCCCCAGCGUGCCCAUCAAUUAACGGAAUCAGUUCCAGCUGAAGAGGACCAGCUUGUGUUAAAGCCUGACCUUAAACCCCAGACCCACCUGCCCAAGCACCAUCUCCUCUACACCUGUACUGCCCCCUGCCCAACUCCCGCCCUCCCAACCCCGACCCCCAACCCCGACCCCCACCACCGACCCCCACCCCCGCCGGCGGGUCACUCAGACACAUAUGGACAUUAUCUUAUCAAAGGGAGUGAAUUUUUACCAUUUUAUUUUGUGUUUGUUUUUUUUUUUUCUUAAGCUGUUUUGGUAUGCAUUUUAAAUGUAUAGAAAUGUAAAGAUAGCCCUGCCCCUUCCACCCAAGCCCCGCCCCCAUUGCCCCAAACCCACCCCCUCGGAGUCUAAACUGUAUUUUUAUGUCUAUUUGUGUGUGUGUGUGUGUGUGUGUGUGUGCGGGUGUGCGGGUGUGUGUGCGCGUGCAAUAUAUCGACAUUUGGAAGAUAAGAAUGUUAAUAUUAAGCUUGCUGUUGUCAUGGUGAUGUACAUAUCGUUGUGGUUGUUACGGAAAAAAAAAAAAAAAAACAGAAAAUGAAAAAUUACAUACUUUGAAUUUUAGCUUUGAGCAGAACUGUUACGGGCUUCGUUUAUGACGAGCGAGUUUAGAGAGGCUGGCCGUUUCCUCCACGUCACAGCAGACGCAUACAUACAGAAAUAUAUACAAAUAUAAAUAUUAAUAUUAAUGAGAAUGUAGCAUAUCAGCCAGAGUCGUGCAUGGAGGACUGUUUACGAAAGGUCAUGGUUUUCUUCUUUAAGUAACGUAAUUCUUGGCCCUUUCUAUCAAUGACAUAGAUACGAAUAUUAAUUAAAAUGAGGGUCGGUCAUCAUUUCUGUGAUUUUACGUAUUUGCAUAUUUACAUAUCAUGCAUCACGAAUUUAACCCAUUAAUGUCCAAAUCUUGCAGAUUUGAGGACAAUAACAAUUAAUCACACCAGCAGGCCAGAAAAGUGAGUUAUCAUCAUUAAUUCAUCAUCAAUAUCAGUAUUUCGGCCACAUGAUCGCUUUUUAAAACAAAAGAAAAUAUGAUAGCACUGUAAUAAUUAUAUAAUGGCUACGUGUGCUUUAAUAAAUGCUACCAUUUGAAUUAUUAACCUUUUUCAUUCAGUGACUUACAAACAAUAUGAUACUCAUAACUCACACAGUCAAUUCAUAAUCAUUAUAACAUUAUGAAUAAGCGUUCAUCAUCACGUUACGUUAAAAUGUUUUAGGUCAUCAAAAGGGUGUAGAUGUUUUUGUGUAUUUUAAACAUUAAUAAUUCUUCAUUCUAGCCCAGUUGUACAGUUGGCGCAGCACAUUAUGAUGUAUUGAUAAAUAUUUAAUAUUUAAGAUUAUUUAAUAUUUUCAAAUACAUUUCUAAGAACGAUGGAGGUUGAAGAUUAAACGUGAAUGAAAACUGAAAGCCAGAAUCCAAACUAUUCUUGAUCAGAUUUCUAUUAAAAUAGUGAUUAACUAUUAGAGAGUAAAACAAUUCUUUUAUAUUUUAAUAGUCAUUUAUUAUAUGUAUAUGUAGAAAUUACAGUUAUUAACAAUCAUUGAUAAACUAUGAAACAACAAUUAAUUUGCUAAUUAUUAGGUCUUGUAAUCGUUACUGAGAAUCCGUAAAUAAGCAUAAAAAGAUUACAUGAAACCUUCGAAAUUCUAAUUUUUAGUUCACCUGAAACACAACUAGAGCACUUAGGACCAAACGGAACGUUCUGUGGUGUUUUUAUACUCAUUAAUGGCUUACUAAAGUUAUACAUUCCAACAUGAAGGUUCUAUCAGUUGUUCCUGGAUGCAUUAACGUUUUAUCAGCCGCUCCUGAAGGUGUUAAGGGUCUAUCGGCUAUUUCUGAAUGAGUUAGGGUUCUAUAAGCAGUUCCUGGACAUGUGAAGGUUCUGUCAGCUAUUCCUGGAUAUGUUAAGGUUCUAUUAAUUAGCUGUAGUUGGCUGUGUUAAGGUUGUAUCAGAUGUUCCUAAAUGAGGUUCUAUCAGCUAUUCCUGGACGCAAUAAGUUUCUAUCAGCUGUUCCUGGAUGUGUUGAGGUUUAUUACUCAGCUGUUUUUGGAUGAGUUAAGGUUCUCUUAGUUAUGUCUGGACAUGGUAAGGUUUGAACAGCUGUUCCUGGUCAUGUUAAGGUUCUGUCAGCUGUUCCUGGUCAUGUUAUGGUUCUGUCAGCUGUUCCUGGUCAUGUUAAGGUUCUGUCAGUAAAUCCUGGACACAAUAUGUUUCCAUCAGCUGUUUCUGGACAUGUCAAGGAUCUAUAAGGUAGGCUCUAUCAGCUGUUCUUGGAGGUGUUAGGGUUUUAUUAGCUGUUCCUGGAUGCAUUAAGCUCCUAUCAGCUGUUCCUGGACGCAAUAAGUUUUUAUCAGCUGUUCCUAGAUGCGUUAUUGUUCUAUUAAUCAGCUAUUUUGGGUGAGUUAAGGUUCUAUCAGCUAUGCCUGGUUGUGUUAAGGUUUUAUCAGCUGUUCCGGUUAAAGUUUUAUAAGCUAUUCUUGAACAAGUUAGGGUUCUGUCAGCUGUUCCUGGAUGUGUUAAGGUUCUGCCAGCUGUUCCUGGCAGCGUUAAGCUUCUAUAAGCUGAUUCCAGAUGUGUUGAAGUUCUGUUCCUGGAUGUGAAGAACCCUGAGGAAUUCCAUUUGUGUUGAAAUGGAUGCAGGCUAUAAGCACACUGCCCCCUGGUGGCCGCCGCCCGUCAGCGUGCCACUCAAACGGAUGAUGUCAUAGCGAUGUCAGAAGGGAACGGUCUUCCUUGAGGAAAAAAACCUCAUCACUAAAAGACUAUGCUACAAACUGUCCAUUUGUCUGUUUUUAUUAUUAUUUUUAUUUAUUAUUGCUGUUAUUGUUAAUUUUUUGGGGGGGAAUCAUUCUCUGCAGAAACCCUGGAUACAGGGGGUGUGAUAUAUCAUUGGUUGCCAACGACGGCAUUAGCAACUCAACAUAUUUAAAGAAAAUGACAAUAAAGGUGUGAUAUGUAGUGAA